This is a messenger RNA of Dendroctonus ponderosae (mountain pine beetle), 4541 nucleotides long. RefSeq names its product guanine nucleotide-binding protein G(q) subunit alpha. Gene Ontology annotation, molecular function: G-protein beta/gamma-subunit complex binding; guanyl nucleotide binding; GTPase activity. The transcript is spliced from 2 exons. Lineage: Eukaryota; Metazoa; Arthropoda; Insecta; Coleoptera; Curculionidae. The record is from RefSeq and is a predicted model, not a curated record. Gene Ontology annotation, cellular component: heterotrimeric G-protein complex. The coding region runs from base 270 to 1346 and encodes 358 amino acids. Gene Ontology annotation, biological process: phospholipase C-activating dopamine receptor signaling pathway; adenylate cyclase-modulating G protein-coupled receptor signaling pathway.
GGAACCUGAACUAUACCUAUACAAAAACCCUGUGAGAACUUUAACAUGUUUCAAAGAGCUUGCGAGUCCAAACGGAGGGAUAUUGAAACUAAAUUAAGACAGUAAACACAAUUGAAGAUGAAGAUGAUGAGAGUGGAAGAUUGCUUGAUGGUUUAAAUGUAGACUUUCUCCUCUGAAGACGAAAAAAAGGUCGUCUGGGCCCCAAAAGUGCACUGCUAAGCCUCAGCUAGAGAAGAUUGGUAAAGUAAAGGCCGCAAAAGCAAAAUUCGAUGACCAUGCAGUGCCCGCAGUGUUGUCAAUCGGAUGAGGCGCGUGAGCAGGAGCGAAUUAACGCGGAAAUUGAAAAGCAACUGCGCAGAGAUAAGCGAGAUGCGCGCAGGGAGCUCAAACUGCUAUUGUUGGGUACCGGUGAGUCUGGCAAAUCGACGUUUAUCAAGCAGAUGCGCAUUAUCCAUGGCGCCGGGUACUCGGACGACGACAAAAGAUCGUUCAUUAAGCUGGUUUACCAGAACAUCUUCAUGGCCAUGCAGAGCAUGAUCAAAGCGAUGGAUCUGCUUAAGAUCCAGUACGGGGAUGGUACCAGUCGCGACAAGGCCGAGUUGAUUAAGAACAUUGAUUACGAGACGGUAACCACGUUCGAGAGCCCAUUCGUCGAAGCCAUAAGGGACUUGUGGAACGACGUGGGAAUACAGGAAUGCUACGAUCGGCGUAGAGAAUACCAAUUGACCGAUUCCGCUAAAUACUAUUUGAGCGACUUGGAGCGAAUAAGGGCGCCAGACUACUUGCCUACCGAACAGGACAUAUUGAGGGCGCGCGCCCCAACCACGGGCAUAAUCGAAUACCCCUUCGAUCUAGACAGCAUUAUUUUUCGAAUGGUCGAUGUGGGCGGGCAAAGGUCCGAGAGAAGGAAAUGGAUUCAUUGCUUCGAAAAUGUGACUUCCAUUAUCUUUUUGGUGGCACUGAGCGAGUACGACCAGAUUUUGUUCGAGUCGGAGAACGAGAAUCGCAUGGAAGAGUCCAAAGCCCUGUUUAAAACAAUUAUUACCUAUCCUUGGUUCCAGCACUCUUCGGUUAUACUGUUCUUGAAUAAGAAAGAUCUUCUAGAAGAAAAAAUUAUGUAUUCCCACUUGGUCGAUUAUUUCCCUGAAUACGAUGGCCCUCAGCGCGACGCCAUAGCAGCUAGAGAAUUUAUUUUAAGAAUGUUCGUCGACCUAAAUCCGGAUAGUGAAAAAAUUAUUUACUCUCACUUUACCUGUGCUACUGACACUGAGAAUAUAAAGUUUGUGUUUGCCGCCGUCAAAGAUACAAUCCUACAGUCGAACUUGCGCGAGUAUAAUCUGGUUUAGAGUUACUUUAUUUUAAAUUAAGGUGAUCGGCUUAAGUAUCGUCCCAUUUUGAGUGAAACGAUGACGGUUCGACGGCGUAGAACAAGUGAACAUUUAUUGUGAAGAACUAAUUAACUGUCUAUUAUAUGUAAUCUGUGUCAAGUUGUGCUUCACUUGAUGUGCCAUUUUUUUAUACAGACCGGACUCUCCUCUGUCUACUUUUGCGUCUUAUCGACCACAAAAUUCAUUGUCGCUGUAUAAAUGGUGGUCCAUAAAGUCGACAGCAAAUGGAAAACGUUUUUAUUACUAAUUAUUGCUAUGAAAAUACCAUUUUUGAUGAAAUUUAGUGCAUUAUUGAUAGACGAAACCAACAAAUUGAACUUCCCAAAAUGAAAUCGAUGGUUUUGCACACAUCUCAACAACCUACUGUGUACAUACUACAUAUAAAGAGUUUUCCACCUACGGAUUACAUUUGCUAUUAUUUACCAGUUCGAUCAACAGUCUUGGUUUAUAUUGUUUAUAUUUUGAUGUAAUCACCGAGCACAAAUUACUCAGUUCUCUUCUUCUCGACGUUCAUUUCAAGCCAGUUUUAAACCGCAAAUAUCGAGCAGCUCCAGUGUUUCUAUGUUGUCUAUGUAAUUCAAGCGGAACCAUGAUCAGGACACAUUCUGAACCAACCACCUGCCAUCUACAUCUUUGUGGGCGGAGUCAAUAUGGAUAAUUUCAUCAUAGUUAACCCACCAGAACAGUCGUUCAAGCAAACCUUACGCUGAACUAAAAACCCAUUGGUUUUGGAAAACAUUCGCGAACGUUCGCAAACAACUCGUGUGUGCUCGUCCGAACUUUUUAGUGCAAUUGCUGCUCGUCUACCGAGUUUGGACUACCGAAAAUUAGACUCUGAAAUACAGUUGGUUCAUCCGUGAAUGUUCGCGAGCCAAUCGUCGUUGCUCAGGUUGAGGGAGAAUUGGUAUCUGAGUUUAAACUCGUUAAAGGUUCCGGCUUUGAAAAGCAUUCGCAAACGUUCGAGGCCAAAGGACAUUCGCGAACAAAACGAGUUCGCUAAUCAGAACAGUUUAAUGGCGGAUAUUCACUCUUUAUCGACUUUAGUCAUCGUAAAGUAGUGAUCACUUUGUUCGCGUAAAGAAAAGCCUUAAAAGCAUCCAAAAAUGUACCCAGUUUGCAUUUUUGCAGUUGUUUAAUAUCAACUUAGAUCGAUAGAGAAACUGUAUUUAAAUUCACGCAUUGAAGCGGAACUUCAACAAUUGCUUCUUCUUCGCCCACUUAGUACCAGAAGAAUGCCUCAAGAGGCUCUGAAAUUGUUUAGAGGUGUUGAUGAGUUUAAAAUGCUUAACAGUUCUGGCAAGCCAAAGAACUUUCGCGUACAAAACGUGUUCAUCCCAACUAUUUACUGGCAGAUCUUGAGUUUUGCUACGUUUUCAUCGACGCCGGGGAAAGAUCGUCUUGAAAAAACCUCACAAGCCACAGUUUAGCCCAAACCUAUUAACCCAAACUGAUUAGUGCCGGUUUUGAAUCUGAAAUUAGACCCUGAAGUCCAUUUGAUUCAUUCGCAAACGUUCGCGAGCAAACUCUCGGGCUCAGCAGAUCUUUAUAGUAGCAGAAGAACACAAGAAGAGAAGUCGAAGACUUCGCGAAAGAUCGUGUUGAACCAUACUCAAAAUAGAUAAAAACGUGAAUUUCUUAUACACUACAAGGCACUAAAAUUUGAACUUCUUAGUUUUUUACCGCUUGUACCUCUGCUCAAGUCGACAGGGGAACGGAAUUGGAAUUGAUGAAAGGAAAAUAUAAAUCUGAUUUGAGCGAACCUUCGCGAACAAAUCGAACACGAUAGUAGCAAAACCCACAAAGCGGACAAUAAAGUUCGCAAUUUUAUGUGGCUUUUCAUCUCUGCUCAGAUCGAUAGAAAAGCGUAAAAACCGUGUUUAAUAGCGAACAGUUCGUGCGUGCUCUGCAACAAUUGCUUCUUUCACGCAUUUAGUAGUCGUAGAGUAAUCACUUUUUCAGUAGAGAAGCUGCAUUUAAAUUAGUGAAGAAAAAAUUCGCAAAAGUUCGCGAGUAACUUAAGCAAUAGCUUCUAAUAAUUCGGUAUUUUAAAACCGAGAUAUUCGGCAAGCAGCUUAGAAAGCGACAAAGUUGACUUCCAUUUAAAAUUUGUUCUUCAUCAUUCCUCUACUGAACUAAUUCGGUCAUUUUUGGCAAUUUCAUGCCUAAUUCGAGAUGAAAUCGGGCAAAAAUGUUCUAUGAAAUCUGUUUGUUUCUGGGUCGGUCGGUGUUCAAACGCAGGUUCUAGGCCUGCGCCUUGCACGCUUAGCGAGCAUGCGCCCCUUCUGAGUGCAAUUUUCAUUAAAGCUCGUGCCAUAUUGUCUCCGCCAACAAACAGUGUGGAAAUCGACACUCAAAACCUCCCUGUUUACGUUGUUUACACAUUGUGAUUAAUGAAACUUGCAGAAAUUUUUACACAAAUUUACGGCACAAAGAACGCACAUUUGAGGGCCUCGAGACUUCAAUUGCCUCCAAAAACACUCCCAUCUACUGAUGCGAAUCCAUGUAGUUGUUUUAUUAGCCGGAAUGUUGCGGGCAACAGUAAUGAGAGUGUUUUUUGCAAACUCUUUGGAUUAAGUAGUGUUAAGCACAUAGAGUAUUGGGAGGCUGAGGGGAUGUCUUCAUAUGACUCCAAAAUCCAGAUGGUUCUUUUGGUCCGAAUAUUGUUUGCAAAGUCGGCGUUUUAUCAAGAAUGUCAUUUUCUGAAACAAAGUUUCCCAUUGGUUUUUUUUUGGUUGGACUAUCUAUACGUUCAUGUAGAACUAUUGUUUUUUUGUAAUAAAUUUCGCAAAAGUUUCGUUUAGAACUUAAUGGUGGGCGCGCUAAACAGCGACGCAAUCUCAUCUUUGUUGCUGGUUUUUUUGGCAUCAUUAUCAUACCGAUUUGAACCCGACAAUUUGCUGGACGUUUUGUCGCUCUUUUGUGCGCCCAUUCCAUUUGUGUGGGUUGUUUUUAUUGAAUGUGACCCAUUAACUAUUGAGUAACCACAGCACAAAUCAUAUUUAUCGUAUAACAUAGAUGAAAUAAGGCUUUUUCUAUUCUUCAUAACCCCCAGAAAACUGUACUUCUUGUAAGUAAUCAUAGAAAAUUCCAAAAUCAGAAUUUUAUGAACAUGUAAACGUUUGUACUAAAGACAAUACAUUAUGUCUAAUCUUA